UAUUCAGUCUUUGCUAAUGCUUGUCUUCAUUGACAAUAACGAUGCAGUGUAAUCUGCAUCUCCGAUAACUCACAAUACACAUUUCAGUAUUUUGAAUUUACGGACUUCAAAAAUGGAAUUUCGAAAUUUCGUGUUGACUGCUGCUGUCUUUCUCACUGCGGUGACGUCAUGUAUAGCAGUCUCCUUACAGCGACGCGUGAUUGGCGGCGAGCUGACGUCCAAGGGAGACUACCCUUUCCUUGUGUCCCUGUGGUACAUGAAGGAGAAUGGCUUCACGAAUAACACCAAGAUGCACCACGUGUGUGGGGGUGCUCUGAUAGCGCCGAGUUGGGUGCUGACUGCUGCGCACUGCUUUGAUGCUCGGGUAUUGAAGGGUAUUGACGUGAAGGAAUCGUGGAAGGUAGUUGCCGGGAAAUUCAACCAGUUGGCCGAUGAAGACUCGGACCAGUUCCGUACCAUCACUGAGAUCCAUACGUACCAGGGCUGGAACAUUAAAAAACUUCUCGGAGACGCUGCCUUGUUGAAACUGAACGAACCGGUAGAUUUAUCCCGGGAAGAUGUUGCUGUCAUCAGCCCGGAUACUGCCCCAUCGUGCGCCGUGGCUGGAGCUGAUUGUUAUGUCGUGGGGUGGGGACAAAUAGCUGAGAAACCCUAUGGCUACGGCAUGUAUAUCCCGGUGGUGGCGGACAUGCCGGUGGUGGACACAGAGACGUGCGUAGAGGCUAUGAAGCCAGAAAACGUCGACAACCGCAACGUCACCAUCGACGACAGCCUGAUAUGUGCCGGCCACGUUGAGGGAGACGUAGACGCUUGUUCUGGCGACUCCGGAGGACCUCUGGUGUGCGUGUGCGAUGUCGUCGAGGUCGUCAGUGGUAUCGUCUCUCACGGUCACGGCUGCGCCAGGGAAAAUCUUUAUGGAAUCUACACUCGAGUGUCCCUUCUAAAGGACUGGAUUGAUGACGUUAUUAGGGGCAAAGACAAUACUGGCCAGCCUCAAACGGAAAAGAUUCAGUUAUAAGACGAUACAGUAAACUACGAGCUAAUCAGCAAUUUCCUGACAUCUACGUUUAUUAACUUAUUCUUGAUGUAUUCCAAAUAUGUAUGAGUAAAGGAUCUAGUUCUGAGAAAA
This is a messenger RNA of Haliotis rufescens (red abalone), 1129 nucleotides long. Its product is annotated as trypsin-3-like. The transcript is spliced from 6 exons. Gene Ontology annotation, biological process: proteolysis. The record is from RefSeq and is a predicted model, not a curated record. Gene Ontology annotation, molecular function: serine-type endopeptidase activity. The coding region runs from base 113 to 1018 and encodes 301 amino acids. NCBI's taxonomy places the organism in Eukaryota, Metazoa, Mollusca, Gastropoda, Lepetellida, Haliotidae.